AUGUCCACUGCUUCCAAACCAGUGGAUGGAUGCAUUGAUUGGUCAGUGGAUCUCAAGACAUACAUGGCUUUGGCAGGCGAACCAGUCCGAGUGAAAUGUGCCCUUUUCUACAGUUAUAUUCGCACCAACUAUAGCAUGGCCCAGAGCACAGGGCUCAGGCUUAUGUGGUAUAAAAACAAAGGUGAUUUGGAAGAGCCCAUCAUCUUUUCAGAGGUCAGGAUGAGCAAAGAUGAAGAUUCAAUAUGGUUUCACUCAGCUGAGGCACAAGACANNNGAUUCUACACUUGUGUUUUGAAAAACUCGACAUAUUGCAUGAAAGUGUCAAUGUCCUUGACUGUUGCAGAUGAAUCAGGCCUGUGCUACAAUAGCAGGAUCCGCUACUUAGAAAAAUCUGAAGUCACUAAAAGAAAAGAGAUCUCCUGCCCAGACAUGGAUGACUUUAAAAAAUCUGAUCAGGAGCCUGAUGUUGUAUGGUAUAAGGAAUGCAAGCCAAAAAUGUGGAGAAGCAUAAUAAUACAGAAAGGAAAUGCUCUUCUAAUCCAGGAAGUUCAAGAAGAAGAUGGAGGAAAUUACACUUGUGAACUUAAAUAUGAAGGAAAACUUGUAAGACGAACAACUGAAUUGAAAGUUACAGCUUUACUCACAGACAAGCCACCGAAGCCAUUAUUCCCUAUGGAGAAUCAGCCAAGUGUUAUAGAUGUACAGCUGGGUAAGCCGCUGAAUAUCCCUUGCAAAGCAUUCUUUGGAUUUAGUGGAGAGUCUGGACCAAUGAUCUACUGGAUGAAAGGGGAGAAGUUUAUUGAAGAACUGGCAGGUCACAUUAGAGAAGGUGAAAUAAGGCUACUCAAAGAGCAUCUUGGAGAAAAAGAAGUUGAGUUGGCACUUAUCUUUGAUUCAGUGGUGGAGGCUGACCUGGCAAAUUAUACCUGCCAUGUGGAAAACCGAAAUGGAAGGAAACAUGCCAGCGUUCUGCUGCGUAAAAAGGAUUUAAUCUACAAAAUUGAGCUUGCAGGAGGUGUAGGAGCAAUCCUCCUUCUCUUUGUACUGUUCGUGAUCAUCUACAAAUGCUACAAUAUUGAACUGAUGCUCUUCUACAGACAGCAUUUUGGAGAUGAUGAAACUACUGAUGACAACAAGGAAUAUGAUGCCUAUCUCUCUUACACAAAAGUGGAUCAAGAUACUUUAGACUGUGACAAUCCUGAAGAAGAGCAGUUUGCUCUUGAAAUACUGCCAGAUGUCCUAGAAAAACAUUAUGGAUAUAAACUAUUCAUCCCAGAAAGAGACCUGAUUCCAAGUGGAACAUACAUUGAAGAUCUCACAAGAUGUGUUGAGCAAAGCAGAAGACUUAUUAUCGUGCUAACAUCAAACUAUAUUCUCAAACGAGGAUGGAGUAUUUUUGAAUUGGAAAGCAGACUCCAUAACAUGCUAGCCAGUGGGGAAAUCAAAGUGAUCUUGAUUGAGUGUACAGAAUUAAAAGGGAAGGUGAAUUGCCAGGAAGUGGAAUCACUAAAGCACAGCAUCAAACUUCUGUCACUAAUCAAGUGGAAGGGACCCAAAAGCAGCAAAUUAACUUCUAAGUUUUGGAAGCACUUAGUAUAUGAAAUGCCCAUCAGGAAAAAGGAAGUACUUUCUCGAUGCCAGAUUCUGGACUCUGCAGAACAAGGACUUUUUGGAGAGCUCCAACCUAUACCCUCUAUUGCCAUGACCAGUACCUCAGCCUCUCUGGUAUCAUCUCAAGCUGAUCUCCCUGAAUUCCACCAUUCAGAUUCGAUGCAAAUGAGGCACUGUUGCAGAAGUUAUAAACACGAGAUGCCAACCACCACCUUGUCUGUACCUUCCUUAAGCAACCACCACACUUACUGUAACCUGCCUCUGAAGCUACUCAAUGGACAACUACCACUUAAUAAUCCCCUGAAAGAUACCCAGGAAUUUCAUAGAAACAGUUCCAUGCUACCUCUAUCACCCAAAGAGCUUAGCUUCACCAGUGAUAUUUGGUAG
This is a messenger RNA of Myotis lucifugus (little brown bat), 1998 nucleotides long. RefSeq names its product interleukin 1 receptor accessory protein like 2 (gene IL1RAPL2). Gene Ontology annotation, biological process: signal transduction. The record is from RefSeq and is a predicted model, not a curated record. Gene Ontology annotation, molecular function: interleukin-1, type II, blocking receptor activity. NCBI's taxonomy places the organism in Eukaryota, Metazoa, Chordata, Mammalia, Chiroptera, Vespertilionidae.